UUUUCUUUAUUUUACAGAUGGGGUCGAGGAUUUGGUCUUUUGGGUUCCAUUUUUGGAAAGGAUGGUGUAUUAAACCAGCCAAACAGUAUCUUUGGACUUAUAUUUUAUAUACUACAGUUAUUACUUGGUCUGACAGCAAGUGCAGUUGCAGCUUUAAUCCUCAUGACAUCCUCCAUCAUGUCCGCAGUGGGGUCUCUGUACCUGGCCUACAUCCUGUACUUUGUGCUGAAGGAAUUUUGCAUCAUCUGCGUCAUCACAUAUGUGCUGAACUUCAUUCUUCUUAUCAUCAACUACAAACGACUAGUUUACUUGAACGAAGCCUGGAAACGGCAACUGCAGCCCAAGCAGGACUGACUGCCUGACGAACUCUUUACCUGACACUCUGAAGUCCCUUUUUCCAUUAAGUUUAUUUUGCAGCAGUUUGGUGUUUUUUUUUUUAAUUAUUAUUAUUAUUCUUCUUCACAACAGACACUUUCCCUAAGAAUCUUAAACUGAUUUUUUAAAAUCCUGUAAAUUAGAAGGGGCUCUAGCUAUUUUCUGUGUCAAUCUUCAUUUUAAAUAUGGAUACAAAAAAAGGAUACACCGAGCCAAUCAAAGACAAGCUUUAACUUUACUUUGGAGAUGUUUCUGAAAUGGUAAAAUGUAGCCCUAGCCCCUUCCCCUCAGUUGUAAAGUGAGCAACCAUUGCUAGUAAUUCUCUAAUGUGUAUAAAUUCAAUUUCAGGUAUAACAAAUGUGAUCAUGACAUGAAAAUAUUUUAGAAUAGAUACUGUAUUCAAUAUUGCCAUGUUUACAAUAUGUAAUAUGUUUUUUAGCCAAUGGAUUUAAACAUGUAGAUUCAACUAGAAUCCAUUUAUGUGCUAUUUGUAAAUAAAGGUAGAGAUAUUGGAUCCAGCCCUGCAGAAACUUGCUGUUCAGCCUAGUUGGAGUGUAGUGAUGAGGAACUGUCAGCUCAAUGCUGACUGAAGACAUAGUGAAAAUACUAAGUCCACACAGAGCAUCUUGUAGAAAGGACUGGCAACUGUGGGUCCAGCACUGACAGCAAAAAUAAUAGGGUGACUGGUUCCCUUUCAUCUCCUUCCUUUGAAAGGAAGAAACUAAAUUUGGACAUUCAAGUCAAGCUUGUACCUAGUCAUAAAACUGGAUCAAUUAGAAACUUACAGUGUGAGUCAUGUGACCAGACUUUCAACGCCUUCAGGACACUAAAGGUGGGAAAAUGGGUAGAUUUCUCUGGCAAAAAGCUGGAAAUAGUACUAUGGCAUUUCAUAGUCUCUUACAACAGGUGAAUUUUCAUGCACUUAAUUUUCCUUCACAUUAGUGCCAGUCAACCAAACAGUAUUGGCUUGGAAAAUCAUCAGUAUAAGCCCCAGUCACUCCAGAGUAGGAUUACUCUUGGGUAGCUCCAUAGUGUUUCUCCUGUUUCUUUCUUCACUAACUAACCGGACAUCUAGUUUAAUUGUUUUAGGGUCAGAUAUUACAUUUGUAAACUUUAGGGCUGACAUGCUGCUCAAUUGGCUUAACUGGGAGGAGUACUAAAGGGAGAAGUAUCUCAAGGUGGAACAUAGUACUCUUUCUAAUAACUACCACAAUGCAGAGUCUUUGAAAGCGAUUUGAAUAAACCCAAAUGAAACAGUGACAGUACAUUUCUGUGGUUAACAUCUUCUAUCAGAAUGUUCAAAGUGCCUUCUGUCUUAAAUCUCAAACCAAAUAUUUUGUGUGUUGAACUUGGGCAGAAGUGUCCUUCCUUCCUUUCUCAGCAUGAAGUAGGAAACUUGCAAUCUAUAGAAAGGUUCUGUGUGAUCUUUUCAUUUCUUAGGUUGAGAAGGAGUAGCCAUGUUUUUGCUUCCAAUUCUGUUCAUCAUUAUGUUAAGAAGAAACCGGUAACUAUUGAGUGUUCUGCCUUUUGUAAGGAGGGGACAGGCUCUGCUCUGUAAACCAUAACAUGUAGAGUCAUCAACUGUCCAGCAGUUUCCAACCAACUGUCAUAAUUGAUGCAGUGUAUUUUUCUAGCCCAAGGCAGGUAUCAAAUUGCAUUGUAAUGUACUUUUAACCAGUUUAAAAGAGUUUUGUAAAAGAUAGCUUAGUUCUGAUUUCAUCCAGGCUUAUAUUUUUUCCCAUGAAUGUGAAUAUUUCAAUGUCUGUUUUAUUAUGUAUGUAUUGUUCUUGUUUCUCUAAAGAACUCUAGAAAGUGUUGAUUAGAUGUCUGGUAUUUAUGGAGAAAUGAGUUCUCUGGAGAGCUGCACAAUGAGCUCGUCGGGCAGCAGAGCUUCCCCUCUACCCAGCAGAUCAGCAGUUCACUGCUUCUCUUUUCUCCACUAGUCUGGAGACGGCUUCACCGUGAUGACAUCGUGGUAUAUAUAUAUAUAAACUCUGGUCGUGCUAAACAAAUUCCUUGUGUCCCCAUUUAAAAUUGUUCUUUGCCCUCCUCUGUAUUGGUCAGCGGAGUAGAGUUAAAAGCUUGUCUUGAUGUUGCGUUCUUGCGAAUGUCUGCAAUUCUUUCGUGAGAAAACAUCAGAGUGUUCAGUCAGACCCUUCAAGUUUUUCCUUUGCUUUUCUAAGCCUUGGGGACACUACUGUUUCAGUUACAGAAAAAUUGUUGCCACAUUCCUACAACCCCAGAAUUCAUGUCCUUCUCACUGAGUGAUGAACAUGUGCUGCCUAAAAUACCACAUGGUGAUGCCCAUCUCUCUCUAAGCAAAGGACCCCCACCCUGGUGUGUGUGAUUUGGUAUUUUUUCCCUGGGAAGAAUUUAGGCUUCCCUCUACAUCCUCAAUUCUACCCUAGAAGAAGGGGAAAACCCCCUGUUAUAAAAGUCUGAGGGUUAUUAAGAUUAUUUCAGACUGAAUAUUUAAACACUGCAACAUUAUUAGCUACCAGUGUUGAAGAACAGGUUGGGGAAAAUAUGAAUUUCUACUUCUCAGUUUUCAAAAUGAUUUGUAACAGAUGAAGCCUCUUAUUUACUUGACAGUCCUAUCAUUUGAAGAAAUAAGAGGUGUCAUGGUUACAUGAUAAAUUUUAGGAAAGCUCAGUGGUUUGAAGGGUUUCAUUUUUUUUUUUUUUUCAUUGCAACUAGUUGCUAUCAGUUGAGGGCCAACUUCUGGUGAAAUGUCAGGUUUAACUAGCUGCGUGCCCUGGGUGUAUGUAGCCCCUCCUUAAAUCCAUGACUUUCAAAGAUGUUGAUAGCAUUGACUAUUUUCAUUCAAAGAGACAAAGAUCUCUCAUUUGAUACAAGAGAUCUUUGGACCUCCUACAUAAAAUACAGGACCAAGACUACAGUGAAAUUAAAACUGUGAGUUGGCUUUAGUUUUCUUAGACUUCAUUUAAGACUAUCAGCAGAAGUACAAAGUUGUCUUCAGCAAAGCUUGACACCAAUAACUGCUGACAGAUCUUACCCUGAACAUCAGUACUGGACAACUGCCAACAAGAAACCCACUCUCAUUUUUGGUAACCUAUUUGGGAAAGAAUACCUAAUAUUCAAUCUUUAUCCUCGUGUAUUUUUGUGUAUUUUUUCCCCAAUGGGCAAGUACUGGUGAAACACUGCUAUUUAUAUAUUUUAGGCAGCACUUAUGAGUCCUAAUUUGUGAGAACUACCCUUCAAUAAAUCAAAGGUAUGGGGUGGGAGUCCAGGUGACUUGGUUAAACUUUUUUUUUUUUACAUAUUAGCCCAGAAAAGGUAAAAUGUUUUGUUAUAAAACUGUAUUAAGCAUGGCCUAAGUAUUAGGUGUAUGAUCUGUAUAGUAUGUUCCAUCAAAAAAUAUUUAUUACUAGUGCUUUAAGCUCCAGAGUAAACAUUCAUUUUAAAUGGAGUUCACUGGGCAGAUUUCCCCUUUAAUAUAGAUAGAAAUAUUCUUUAUCAGAGAUUUAGGACACAGUUUUGCUAACUGGUAAAAACAAAUGUAAAUAUGUAAGAAUGUUUAUUUGUUGCACAUAACUUUUUUGGUAUAAAAUAAAUGUAGAAGUUACCUGUGGAA
Molecule: messenger RNA, 3970 nt
Organism: Odocoileus virginianus texanus
Lineage: Eukaryota; Metazoa; Chordata; Mammalia; Artiodactyla; Cervidae
Source: RefSeq, a predicted model, not a curated record